Molecule: messenger RNA, 1911 nt
Organism: Puccinia graminis f. sp. tritici CRL 75-36-700-3
Lineage: Eukaryota; Fungi; Basidiomycota; Pucciniomycetes; Pucciniales; Pucciniaceae
Exons: 2
Coding region: 165-1577 (470 amino acids)
Molecular function (GO): aldehyde dehydrogenase (NAD+) activity
Source: RefSeq, a predicted model, not a curated record
GCAUGCACAGCCCCAAACUCGCGCAGAGCAAGCAAGCAAAAAAGUGAUCACCAACCUCUUCUUCAUUCGAAAAAGUUUCAUCGUUCUUCUUCCUGAAGACCAGCCAGCAAAAACAAACACGAAUAAGCAACGAAACAACAGAGAAAGAAAAGAAUUGAUCAGAAAUGACCGGAGACAAGAUAAUCACGAUUUCACCGAAUACCAAUCAACCGAUACUAGAAAGAGUCGAACCAACGAAAGCAGAACUAGAAGGACUACUCAACAACUCACUCAACGCAUUCAAAGAAUAUUCUAAAACUACAGAUUUAAGUCAACGCCAGACGAUCGUCAAGAAAGCCUUGGGUUUAUUGAGCUCAAAGCAAGAUGAAUUGGCUCGAGAAUUGACCGAGCAGAUGGGCAGACCGAUUGCUUAUACCGCUAAAGAAAUCCAAACGGCCGUCAACCGAUCCGAAUAUUUACUCAAGAUCAGUGAUAAAAUCUUCGCUGAUACGCCCGGUGAACCGGAGCAGGGAUUCAAGCGAUACAUUCGCAAGGAACCCGUCGGACCGGUCUUGAUUAUUUUUGCUUGGAAUUAUCCAUACCUCAUCUUAGUCAACUCAUUGAUCCCAGCCCUGCUUGCAGGAAACUCGGUGAUCUUGAAGCCAUCGCCCCAAACACCGACGAUCGCGGAGCAUUUCCGAUCGAUCUUCAUUGAGGCGGGCUUACCAAAGGAUGUGAUCACGUUUUUCCAUUCGGGAGGGAUGCACUCGAAGAUCCCCCAGAUUGCGAUCCGGUCUCCAUUGGUGAAACUGAUCUGUUUCACGGGCUCGGUGGAGGGCGGAUUGGCGGUGCAGACGGCCGCGGCCGGUCGGGUAGUCCCAGUGGGCUUAGAACUCGGCGGCAAGGACCCGGCAUACAUCCGGCAGGACGUCGAUCUGGACUGGGCCGCCUCCGAAAUCGUCGAUGGCGCGCUCUUCAACUCCGGCCAAUCCUGUUGUAGCGUCGAACGCGUCUAUGUCCACGAAUCGAUCUGCCAACAGUUCGUUCUGGCCAUCCAGACCGUCUUGAAAUCUUACCGACUCGGCGAUCCCUUCGAUCCCAAGACUCAUCUCGGACCCGUCAUCAGCUCUCAAAGCCGGAAAGUCAUCGAGGAACAAAUCAAAGACGCUGUUCGAGAAGGCGCUAAAGACGUGACUCCUGAGAACGACAGUUUUACCAAUCUACCAGCCCACGGUAACUUCAUCAAACCGACUCUAUUGGUUAAUGUGAACCAUCAGAUGAGGGUGAUGAAGGAAGAAACCUUUGGCCCAGUGAUCCCGGUGAUGUCUGUCAAAGAUGACCAGGAAGCCAUCGAACUAAUGAAUGAUAGCGAAUUCGGCUUGACUGCAAGCAUAUGGACUAAAGACCUCAAACUAGCCGAAGAACUCACCCAAGAGAUCGAGGCGGGGACGGUGUUCGUUAAUCGAUGCGAUUUCCCGGCCGCGGAUCUCGCGUGGACCGGCUGGAAAAACUCGGGCAAAGGGGUCACUUUGAGUCAAUUCGGAUUCGACCAAUUCACUAAGUUGAAAAGCAUCCAUCUGAAAUCGUAUCCCAAGUGACUUCCUUGCUCUGUUUUUGCUUUCCUCACAUCCAAUAUACAAUCCUUUCUCGACUCUUACACCUUAGAUACAAGUGUAUCUGCGAUCCCUUCAUCUCGAGAAAUGUGCAGGAGAAUGUGAAAUAAGUACUAGUAGUUAUAACUCCAUGUCAAUCAACUUAUCUGACUGCUCCCCUUGCAAUGCCUAUGCAUCUCCUCCUCCUGUAUACUACAUACUACUUUAUUGGUAUAAAAUCAAAAUCGUCCUGAUGUUUCAAUUUGAAUCGUAAAUAAAGUGACAAAUCUUUUGAGUGGAGUGGAGUCAAUGCCAUCAUGCGACAAGCUAAUCAUUCAAA